This is a messenger RNA of Acanthoscelides obtectus, 1289 nucleotides long. Lineage: Eukaryota; Metazoa; Arthropoda; Insecta; Coleoptera; Chrysomelidae. The record is from the annotation of a GenBank genome assembly.
AUGAAUGUAAUAAACAUAUUUCGUUACCCUAAUUGUAAUACCACGUUAUUGCACACCGUCUGUAAAAACCACGUAUCAGUUCAACCAGUAAGAAACGAGCUAUUUCAUUUCAAAGAAUACCGCGUAACAUCAUCCACAAAGUUAGCUGAAAGUGCGCAUCACGCUGCGACAAUUACGAACUUGUCAGAAGGUCAAGAAUAUGAUGUGCAAGUGGUGGCCCUAUCCAUAGAUGACCAGCAAGCUGUCAGCGAUAAAGUUCGUGCGGUUUUUCCGGGUUAUAAGAGCUUAGGAGCUGUCUCAACUGGGGUAAUAGUAGGCUUUGCAUUCCUAGGAGCAACAUUUGUUGUAUUUUACUACAUCAGAAGGAAGUGGUGUCAAUCCUACCACCAGCCAAACAUCAAGAAUUAGACAAAAAUACUUUUCUGCACAUAUUAUAUUUACAAAAAAUUGUAUAUAGUACCAUAAACUGUCAAAUACAAGGGUCAUUUUCUAGGUAAGAACCGUUGUUGUAAUGGAGUCACAGAAACUUUAUUUACGAAUGAGAUUGUACCACAAAAUAUGAACAUUUUGUCAUUUUUCGAUUUGUCAUGUCUUGGCACCAGCUUUUCGAUCCCGGUAUCAAAAAACACUACCGCCUGACCGUUAAACCAGUAGCUGUUUCUUUCAACAUGUCAUCGUUUUUCAAACGUCUUACACCAAGCAACUCUGUAAGUUUUGACGAAAUAUCAAAGUCUGAUGGCACUAAGUCAGGGCUGUACGGUGGACGAUCCAGCAAUUCCCAAUGAAACCUGUCCAGUCGCGUCUGUGUUCUUGCCGCAACGUGAGGCCGAGCGUUGUCGUGAAGCAGAACGACGCCUCUAGAGAGCAGGCCCGCUAGCGGUUUUGAAUAGCAGAGCAGAUGCCUAAUUCAACAAGUCGCUGGUGACCCUCAGCAGAGGGAACUUUUUCGCGGCGGGUUUGCUGAUUUACAUGGCGACAAAGCAGUAUAACCACGCAACCAACGCCGAUAGAGACGUGACACGUAAUGGCGGCGUAGUGAGGGAGUGUCUGAGGCAGAACGGACGUCACGUAACACGUUGCGAAAUAGGUUCUUACAUUAAAAAUUGCCCUCGCAGGUAUUUAUAAUACACAUGUCUACAAUGUACCUAGGCUAAACUUCGGAUGUAUUUAUUAUUAAAUUAGCACCUAUGUGUAUGUUGUACAGGUUUGCUUGAUUAAAUGUGUAUAAGCCUACUAAGUCUUUAGAUAUAGAAACCUGGAAUAUGAUAAUAAAUGUUCAUUCUAAUCAA